Messenger RNA from Geosmithia morbida, 1731 nucleotides. RefSeq lists its product as uncharacterized. The record is from RefSeq and is a predicted model, not a curated record. Lineage: Eukaryota; Fungi; Ascomycota; Sordariomycetes; Hypocreales; Bionectriaceae. The transcript is spliced from 3 exons. The coding region runs from base 1 to 1731 and encodes 576 amino acids.
AUGGAAUCCGAAACAGCCAUGACGUUGCCCAAGGGCAUCGUCGUCAACACAAAGGAAAUCUAUAACGAGGUCGCCAAGCAUCCCACGGUGCCCAUGGACCGGGUCUGGCAAAUAUGGCGUGUCUACACAACCACAAACAAGAAGCUCCAGGAUCCCACCGCUCGGAGGUUGGAAAACUUCUGGUGGCACGUCCUAGGUAGCGAUCGCCGCUAUCUCAACGGCGAAGUCCUCGCCACCUUGUACGAGGACAUCUCGCUCGGUCCGACCUUUGUCUCUCUGAAGGGCCCGCCCAACAGAUGGGAAGGGGAUAAUGUCCCGCCUCUGCUGCGCCAGGCCCUCUCCAUCAUCAACCCCGAGAAGCCGGAGCGGGCCCAGCAGACUGUGCCGACUCAGACCCAGCAGACCCAGGCCCAGCAAGCUCGGCAGACGCCGCCUCAGAAGGAUGGGCAUACCGGUGCCACCGCCGACACCGACAGCUCAUCCAAGGGCUCAUCCUCGAGCGCCACGAAACCGCCGCCCCCUCACCCCAUCCUGAAGAAGCCUAGAGGGCCGUCGACAUCUGGAUCCCGCCCCACGGCCCGCUUUGUCUCCCCUCCGAUAUCCGAAGCCGACGAGGACGAGGCCAACGUCUCGUCUGGGAGUACCGUCACACCCUCGCUCGAAAGUCGAACUCCCGUCAUGUCGCCGCUCAAGAAGAAGGGCUCCACAUCCAAAAAAUUUGUCGCCUCGACGGCCUCUGCCAAGAGGAGACCCGCCAUAGCGAGGCGCACGAGCUCGCAUCCAUCCGUCCAGGCGCUGUCGGACCACCCCUCCAGGGACGGCGGCUCCGAGCCAUCGAGCCACCGGAGCCCGUCGACCCCCCUGCGCUCCACCUCGCCCCUCGGAGAAGGCUCUGCUUCUGGGAGUGCGGUUGGCAGCUCGUCGCCCAAGCUGAGCGAUAAGGCAGCAGGGAAGCGCCCCGCUCCGUCACGAAGGAGCACGCACGACAGCAGAAGCGAAGGUGCCACCAGGGCGUGUCGAAACGGAGGGAUCAAGCAAUCCUCCGCAUCCCUGAUCCGCCUGUCGGACGCGGCUGGAAAGGGCGAGAGGCCCAAGCGAAGGGCGCAGUCAAGCGUGGACUUGUCAACAGCAGUAGCCAAGAGCGGCGCCGGAGCUCCGGAGCCGACCAAGAGCAAGGCUGCUGGCGGAUCCGGCUCUGCCCCGGCCAACGCCAUCGGCUCCGCGUCUGGCUCUGCCGAGCCUCCCUCCUCCAACCCUGCCUCCAUCUCGACGGCGACCACUAGCGCUGCUACGACGACCACCAGUGCUGCCACGGCCGCACCCCCAAGUGCCAGAUCUACGCCGAUGACACACUCACGUUCGCACAGCGGCUUCAUACACCGACGCGGAAGCAGCGCUAUACUAGGCACCGCCAACGGUCUUGCCGCGGGAGCCGCCGCCUCGACGACCAACGUACAGGCUCAGGGCAUGAUCCUGGACGAGUCGGGUAGCUACCCAGCCGCGGGCUUCCACCCCAGCGCUGGCGACUACCCUGAUCAGCAAUACGGCCCCGGCGAAGACGACUACCCGGACUCGAAGAGGUUGUCGGCCGCCAACCGCGGACCGGGAUUCACUCCCACCCUGCCCAGCUCGUCGGCCAGCGUCCCGCUCGGCAGGACCAAGAGUCAGCUGACGCUGCUGCUCGAGAGGGAGAAUGACGCUCGGUCCGGGAGGUCAUUUUCAAAGCAUUAG